This is a messenger RNA of Drosophila albomicans, 5558 nucleotides long. It is a transcript of the gene Dp1, whose product is annotated as vigilin. The record is from RefSeq and is a predicted model, not a curated record. Gene Ontology annotation, molecular function: mRNA binding. The transcript has 7 exons. Lineage: Eukaryota; Metazoa; Arthropoda; Insecta; Diptera; Drosophilidae. Bases 227 to 4126 code for a protein of 1299 amino acids. Gene Ontology annotation, cellular component: cytoplasm; nucleus.
ACUGCAAAAAACGACAUGUGGCAACACGCUGCAUUUUGCCACGUUCGCUCAGUUGCUCAUUCAUUCACUUUACUUGGAGUUUGAUAUCCGUUUCGUCAGGAGACACGCCAAGUUGAUCAAACUGGAUUUUGUUAAAGGACAAAUUUAGGCCGGAUUUUUUGGAUUUUACAGUACAUGUUACUGUAACGACUUGGAACGAAAAAGGACUCUUCUCUUUUUUUAAGUAAUGCAAGCAGCAGUGAUGGAGGAAUCUAACGCAACUAACAUUGAGCAACAACCAAACGCCCUCAACAAUGGCCAGGAGCUGGUGUCGUCCAACGAGCAGCCAUCGUCGCCCACUCCGGUGGCCACGCCCACCAGUAGCACCAGUGGCACUAGCAAUGCCACACCCGCAUUUAGCUACGACGAUCUAUUCCCGGCUCUGCCGACGAAUAACUCAACCAAUGCACCGCUGGGCGGAAAUGCUGGACCCGCAAUUGCGCGUGUAACCAGCUCGCAGAAGACUCAGGUGCUGCAUGUGCCUAUGGAGGAGCGCAAGUCAACGGAGUCGGAGAAGUUUGGCGAGGGCGAAUCGAAGCGCAUCUGCCAGCAGAUCACGAAAGAGACGGGCGCUCAGAUUGAGAUUGUCAGCGGCAAGAAUCAAUCACUCACCUUCUUGAUCAAGGGCAAGCAGAGCGAGUUGCUCGAUGCUCGUCGCAAGAUCCUCAUGAGCUUCUCGACGCAGGCCAGUCGUCAGGUGAACAUACCCCGCGAACACUAUCGCGUCAUUCUCGGCAAGCGUGGCGAACGCUUGCGUGAACUGGAGCGUCUCACCUCGACACGCAUCAAUAUUCCCCAUCAGGGCGAUGAGAGCGAUGUGAUCACCAUCGCUGGCACCAAGGAGGGCAUCGAGCGUGCCGAGCAGGAGAUCCGUCAACUCUCUGCGGAGCAGUACAAGAAGUCAUCCGAUCGCACCACAGUGCCCAAGAUCUAUCAUCCCUUCAUUGUGGGUCCCUACGGUGAGAAUCUGAACAAGCUGCAGGAGGAGACGGGCGCCAAGAUCAAUGUGCCGCCGCAGCAAGUGCAGAGGGAUGAGAUCAUCAUCUCGGGAGAGAAGGACGCCGUUGCCGCUGCCAAGGCAAAGGUUGAGGCCAUCUACAAGGAGAUGGAGAAGAAAUGCUCGACGGUCAGUGUUGAGGUGGCCAAGCCACAGCAUCGCUAUGUCAUCGGACCCAAGGGCUCAACCAUUGCUGAGAUUCUGCAGCUGACGGGCGUCUCGGUUGAGAUGCCACCCAACGACUCCACCCUCGAGACAAUAACACUGCGUGGCCCACAGGUGGCACUGGGCAAUGCCCUGACCGUUGUCUACCAGAAGGCCAACUCGGUGAAAUCGGUGGAGAUCAAUGCGCCGCAUUGGAUACACAAGUAUGUGAUCGGUCGCAAGGGUGCCAACAUGAAGCAGCUCGAGGAGGAUUGCCCCAAUGUGAAUGUGAACUGUUUGGAGAACAAGAUCAAGCUCGAGGGUGAUCCCGAGAAUGUUGACAAGGCUGUGUCCUAUCUGAAUGACAUUAUUCGCAACUAUGAGGAGAACUUUACGUACGAGGUGAUGACAGUGAAUCCAUCGUACUACAAGCACAUCAUUGGCAAGGCGGGCGCCAAUGUGAAUCGCCUCAAGGACGAGCUUAAGGUUAACAUCAACAUUGAGGAGCGCGAGGGACAGAACAACAUUCGCAUUGAGGGACCCAAGGAGGGCGUGCGUCAGGCGCAGCUUGAAUUACAAGAGAAAAUCGAUAAACUGGAAAAUGAAAAGUCAAAGGACGUGAUCAUCGAUCGUCGCCUGCAUCGCUCCAUCAUUGGCGCUAAGGGCGAAAAGAUUCGCGAGGUGAAGGAUCGUUAUCGUCAGGUGACAAUCACGAUACCCACACCGCAGGAGAACACCGAUAUUGUGAAGCUGCGCGGCCCCAAGGAGGAUGUCGACAAGUGCCAUAAGGACCUACUGAAGCUUGUCAAGGAAAUCCAGGAGUCAUCGCACAUCAUCGAAGUGCCAAUAUUCAAGCAAUUCCACAAGUUUGUCAUCGGCAAAGGCGGCGCCAACAUUAAAAAGAUACGCGACGAGACCCAAACGAAAAUCGAUCUUCCCGCCGAGGGCGAUACCAACGAGGUGAUUGUCAUCACCGGCAAAAAGGAGAACGUCCUGGAGGCCAAGGAGCGCAUCCAAAAGAUCCAGAACGAACUCUCCGACAUUGUGACCGAGGAGGUGCAAAUUUCACCCAAAUACUACAACUCCAUCAUUGGCACCGGCGGCAAACUCAUCUCAUCCAUCAUGGAGGAAUGCGGCGGCGUCACCAUCAAGUUCCCCAACAGCGAUUCCAAGAGCGACAAGGUCACGAUUCGUGGUCCCAAGGAUGAUGUGGAGAAGGCCAAGGCCCAGCUGCUGGAGCUGGCUAAUGAAAGGCAGCAGGCCUCGUUCAGCGUUGAGGUGCGCGCCAAGCAGCAGCAUCAUAAAUUCCUCAUUGGCAAGAAUGGUGCCUCCAUUCGCAAGAUUCGCGAUGCGACGGGCGCCCGCAUCAUCUUCCCCUCGAGCGAGGACAGCGACAAGGAGGCCAUCACCAUCAUUGGCAAGGAGGAGAGCGUGAACAAGGCUAAAGAGCAGCUGGAGGCCAUCAUCAAGGAGUGCGACGAGGUCACCGAGGGUGAGGUCAUCGUCGAUCCCAAGCACCAUAAGCACUUUGUGGCCAAGCGUGGCACCAUCUUGCAUCGCAUCUCCGAGGAAUGUGGCGGCGUCAUGAUUUCCUUCCCGCGUGCCGGCACAAACUCCGACAAGGUGACCAUCAAGGGCGCCAAGGAGUGCAUCGAGGCGGCCAAGCAGCGCAUCGAGGAAACCGUUGCCGAUCUGGAGGCACAGACCACCAUUGAGGUGGUGAUUCCACAGCGCCAGCAUCGCACCAUUAUGGGUGCACGUGGUUUCAAGGUGCAGCAGGUCACCUCGGAGUUUGAUGUGCAAAUCAAGUUCCCCGAUCGUGAUGCCACCGAACCCGUCGAUGGACUCACCAACGGCGUCAACGGUGAUGGUGAGGCCACCGAUGGUGCCGAGCCUGCAGCGGAGCCGGUGCGUCAAUGCGAUGUCAUUCGCAUCACGGGACGCAUUGAGAAGUGCAAUGCGGCCAAACAGGCGCUGAUCGAUCUGAUUCCCAUCGAGGAAGAGCUCAAUGUUCCUUUCGAUCUGCAUCGCACCAUCAUUGGGCCACGUGGCUCGAAAGUGCGUCAGUUCAUGUCCACGUACGAUGUGCACGUCGAACUGCCGCCCAGCGACCUCAAGUCGGACAUCAUCAAGGUGUCUGGCACACCCGCUCGUGUCGCCGAAGCCAAGGAGGCGCUGGAGAAGAUGAUCGAGGAGUAUGAAGCCGAUCGUGCAGAUCGCGAGCUGCGCUCAUAUGUGCUCCAGAUUGAGGUCGAUCCCGAGUACCAUUCAAAACUCAUUGGUCGUCAGGGUGCAGUCAUUAACAAGCUACGUGCCGAUCACGAUGUCAACAUCUCGAUGCCCAAACGUGAUGAUCCCAAUCAGCGCAUCAUUUCCAUCACCGGCUACCAGGCCAAGGCGGAGACUGCUCGCGAUGCCAUCUUGGAGAUUGUGGGUGAACUGCAGACCCUGUUCCGCGAAGUCAUCGAGAUUGACACACGCAUCCACUCACACAUCAUCGGCCAUCGUGGACGCACCAUUCGCAAGGUCAUCGAGGAUUACAAGGUGGACAUCAAGUUCCCCACUGCCGAGGAGGCUCAAAACAAUGCGAAUGCCGUGACCAUCAUUGGCAAGGAGGAGGAUGUCGAGAAUGCCAAGGAGCAUCUCCUGAGCAUGGCCGAGGAUUAUGAGCGUGAUUAUUUGGAGAACUUGCCGCCAUCGCCGCAGCCACAAACAGUUGGCGCUUUUCUCACCGCCGGCGCGGGCUCCGGCUCCACUGGCGGUGGCAGCAGCAAUGCCAAUGAGAACGGUUUCAUUAUGAAGGAUGCACCGUGGGAGAAGAAGCAGCAGGCAAAGAAUCUAACUGCGCCCAAUACUCAAUCGCAGGAGGAUUUCCCGCUGUUUGCUGCAGGCGGUGGUCCAGUUGCUGCCACGCCCAUCACCUCUGUGUGGGGCCCCAAGAACUAAACAAAACACAAUUAGUCCAAUCAGCAGCAGCUACGGCAGCAGCGAACGCAGAAGCAGCAGUUAAAUGCGACGGGGAUUCGGGAAACGGAAAGGGCACAGGCGGGCGGGCGGGCGUUGAGCAGCAACAGAGCAACAACAUCAGUAGCAGCGGCAGGCGUGCUUGGGCGGACUUUUGAUAGUCGGAAAACUAGUGUCAAAAAAUGGUACAGGUUGUCUCUCUCACACAUACACACACACAAACACUCUCCAUCACUCAGUCCUAGGAGCUUUUCUACAAUGCAAUUUGUGCAGGUUUAACACAUCAUUAAACAAAACAAAACAAGAAAAAACAAAAUGAGAAACUAUUUUUGUAUAAUUUGAUACAGAGAAACUCUGACACAGACACAUGAAAUUGCAUUUAUACGAAACUCUUUUUUUUUUUAUGUAGCGCCAAGUUCUGCUUUCCCCAAUUUCCAUUUUUCCCCCUGCUCCUGCCAAUUUUGUUAGUUCGCCCUUUAUAUAUGACUUAAAUGCCAAUUUCUUUUUAUAUAACCAUAUAAUUCAUUUCAAUGCAUAAUAUUCUAAUUAGUUCAAGCUACUUAAAUUAAGCAGAAAGUUCAACAAAUGUUUUGUUAAAAAAAUUAAUGGUUACCACAACUUUAAUUGAUUGAAAAUGAUAUUUAAAUGAAAAAUCAAGCAAAAAAUCGAAAAAAAUUACGGUCGAGAACGAAAUAAUUUUAAGCAUAAAAUGUUAAAUAUUUACUAUUGCUAUUGCUGCAUUCUUUUUUUUUACAAAUCCAUUGUAUACAAUGUGUUCUUUUCUUGAGUUACACAUCAGAACAGACCGAGUUAUUAGUAUAUUUUUACCUUUUUUGGGAAAGUGCAUGUUUAGACGUUCUCUUCAGCCGUUGAAUACAUUGUAAAAAAACAACAACAAAACACGAUUGUAAUUAUAUAGAGAAGUUGAAAACACUUAAUGAAUUGAAAGAUAAAUUGAUUGAAAUACAUUCAGACAUGUACUUGAAAUUAUAUAAAUCCUUUAUAUAUAUAUAUGCCUUUAUAUACACAAGUAUAUAUACAUAUAUAUAUUUAUAUUAUUAACGCACGCCUGCUUCUGCUCCAACAACCAACCAGCUUUAGACCCCACACACACCAGAAAACACCCCAUACACAUUUCAAAAUGAUUACAAACAUUUUAAUUUUGUGCAAUCUUCUUGAUUUAUAUUAAAUUGUUUCGACUUAUAUUUUCCACUUACCAACUUUAAAUCUAUACACGGUGUCUGGGACGCUUUACAACAAAAGGGUGCGCUCAGUGCCCUGUCUAUUAUUUGAAGUUGAAACACAAAGUAUGAAAAAUUACAAAAAAUACAAAAAAAAAAUAUUAAAUUUUUUACUUACCAUUCAAUAUAAAACAAAAAACCAUAUAAAACCAAUAAAAAACGUAAACAAAUUA